Molecule: messenger RNA, 2057 nt
Organism: Aspergillus pseudonomiae
Lineage: Eukaryota; Fungi; Ascomycota; Eurotiomycetes; Eurotiales; Aspergillaceae
Exons: 1
Coding region: 26-1741 (571 amino acids)
Source: RefSeq, a predicted model, not a curated record
GUUCCUGUGAGCUUAAAUACAUAGUAUGCCGCAACGUCGUAUCGACGCAUACUUCUCCUACGCAUCGAUACCAGACACUUCUCCCACUUCAUCAGGGACAUCGUUUUUAGAUCUUCCAUAUCCACUCCGCCGCUAUAUCUAUAUUCUAUCGGGGUUGGUUCGUUUCUGUCCUGUUAAGUUCAACGGAUCGGAGCUUGAUGGUCCGAAAUGCCAACACAUAGGAUAUGAAGAGAAUGGAUGCUUCUAUAAAGUGCGACGGUUCGAUGGCAGGUACAUACUCGGAGCAGGUGACGAUUAUGUUACUAGAUGCUCCUGCCCACCACUACCUAUUCCGUUGCUCUAUGUAUCGCGGACCAUAUCAGAUGAGGUAUCAUCCAUUUUGUAUUCGGAAAACAAGUUCACGAUCAGUCGGAGCGGAUCCUGGGGCUUACGCCCAUUGCGGAGGCUCAAUAGACAUGCAAUCCACUCAUUACGAUCCCUUACUAUUAUCCUGAACAACUGCUCCUGCAUCUUUCAAUAUGGACGGACUGCCAUCCCACUCACGUUCGCAUGCAAUCCCCUUUGUCGGAGUCAUGGUCUCCAUGAUAAACCACUAGGUAGUGUGGCUCGACAAGACCGGGCAGUCCUGCAGGAAUGGCAGGGUAUCCUUCAAAUCCUGGCAGACAAUAUCCAACCUCUGUCACUUCAUCUAAGUUUUAUUUGCGAUACUAGGGACCUUCAAACUGCGAGGGGCAUUGUUGAAUCUUUAGGAUGUCUCCCCUUGCUUCGUGGCUGUUCAAUCCGUCUCGGCCAGAGCCCAGACUGGUCGAUUUCAUCUCUAGCCCGAUCCAUAUGCCUUCAGUUAACUUGCAAAACACCCCAGGAUGCCGGCCACCCUACCACACCACACCUGCCCGAUGAAGUCUUGGAGUAUAUACUGUCCUUUACCGAACUGGUGGCUCCAUUUCAACUAGAGUGGUGUCCUAUUCGGGGCUUAGCCCCCUUUGACUGCUGCAAGACAUGCACAGAUUCCCUUUGGGGCUGCUGCUGCUCUUUUUACCUUGCAGCCUACGCAACUGGGUGUACCUGUUGGAGAUUGCCACUUUCCCUUUUCCUGGUCAGUAAAAGGAUGUAUCGGAUUGCGACUUCAAUAUUUUACUCAAGAAACACUUUUUUCAUUGCUACUAUCCACCGCAAGUGCGUUAUAUGGUCCCUAGAAAAAUCACCUUCAAUCCCGACCAUAACCACGCAGUUCCUUAACCGACUUCCGUCCUAUGCGCGCCCACACCUCCGCUCUAUCACUAUAGGCUUCCUUGACUUUUGGCCCCAGUCUGUCUUCAACCACCAAGCCAUAGCAGACUUGAAGAAAGGCCUUGAUAUAAUGGCCCAAAACCUUGAUCUCUCGAAGCUUACAAUAUCACUUCAGAUUGAUUCAGCCAAAAAUUUUAUAACUAAUAAGUCAGUUGAUGAGUGGAUUCAAGCAUGUCACUUAAUAGUCCAACCCUUGAUUCAUACGAGCAGGAUCAAGAGGCUGUUUGUCUAUAUCUCUCCUCGACAAGCAAAGCAUUAUGAACCCGUUCUAGAAAAGGCUGUUCUUGGGGAUAACUAUGAUGCCGUGCAACAUGGGAAAUAUUAUGCGAAGGUUCCAUUAUGGUAUAAUGGCUACAGCAGGGAGGGUCCGGUUUACCAAGCUGAUGGGCAAAAGGUCUGGCCUCCGGAUUAUUUUGACGACUCAAAUUUUGUUGAUGAAGACGAUCUAUAAAUCAUAUAGCUCUGCUUCAAGCCUGUCGUUGAAUAAAAAUGGCAUACAUGAUGCCCUAAAACCUAGACUAUAUCUUAGAUCUUGGGGUAAAUAGGCUACAUGAAAUAUUUUCGCAGUAACAGUCUAUUGAUGUAAUUAAGUAGCUCAGCUAUGUAUACGAGAAGGCCAGCUUCCAGCAGAAUCUCGUGGAGGAUUUUUCAUUUUCGAAUUUAGGAGGAUAUAAGAUCGUCAUAUAUCUCACACAGUUGAAUUAACAAAGCAACUUUUGAGGCGGUUGAGGCCAACCGCGCGAGUUAGGGCAAGGUACCGCAUCGCG